UCCAAACACUUUCUUUCCUAAGAGUAAAUUGAAUUAGCGAACCCCAUUCCACCCCCACCCCCCCACCCCCACAUUUUGGUGAUCGAUCUCUUUCUAAUUAUGGACAAGCUUCCCAAAUGUCAAGCAAAUUAUGUACCCCUUACCCCUAUAACCUUCUUGAAAAGGGCAGCCACAGCCUUCGCUGACCGCCCUUCUCUUAUCUAUGAGGGCACUCAAUUCACCUGGCAUGAGACUUACCUCCGCUGCUGCCGCCUUGCUUCAGCCCUCCGUUCCCUGAACCUCCUCAAAAAUGAUGUUGUGUCGGUGCUGGCUCCUAAUAUACCAGCCAUGUAUGAGAUGCACUUUGCAGUGCCCAUGGCUGGUGCUGUACUCAACACAAUUAACACCCGCCUCGAUGCAAAAACUGUAUCCACCAUUCUCCGGCACUGCGAGGCCAAGGUCUUAUUUGUGGACUACGAGUAUGUCCCGCUAGCACGUGCUGCCCUCAAGCUACUCAUGGGUGGCUCACCGGAAUCCCCCAUUCCGCUGGUGAUUGUCAUUGAUGACAUAGACAGACCCACAGGAGUCCGGCUAGGAGAAUUGGAGUAUGAACAGUUAAUCCACACGAACAAUCCUGAAUUUGUUCCCGGUCAUGUUGAAGAUGAAUGGGAUCCAAUUGCGUUAAACUACACGUCUGGAACUACGUCGGAACCCAAAGGCGUAGUUUACAGCCACAGAGGUGCUUACCUUAGCACUCUGAGCCUGAUUCUUGGCUGGGAAAUGGGCUCUGAGCCUGUUUACCUCUGGUCCUUGCCCAUGUUCCACUGCAAUGGGUGGACGUUCACUUGGGGAACCGCUGCACGUGGCGGCACCAGCAUCUGUCUGCGCAACACAACUGCUUACGAUAUGUACCGCAACAUAGCCCUCCACAAGGUCACUCACAUGUGCUGCGCUCCAAUCGUUUUUAACAUCCUCCUUGAGGCCAAACCCCACGAGCGGUGUCCCAUUUCCUCCCCUGUCCAGGUACUCACCGGAGGUGCACCACCACCGGCAUCCCUGUUGCAGAAAAUCGAACCACUCGGGUUCAAAGUUACCCAUGCUUAUGGACUCACCGAAGCCACUGGUCCAGCUCUGGUAUGCGAGUGGCAGACCAAGUGGAACAAGCUUCCCGUAAAUGAUCAAGUAAAACUCAAGGCACGACAAGGGAUAAGCAUACUUACCUUAGCGGAUGUGGACGUUAAAGACAUUGACACCAUGAGGAGCGUCUCACACGACGGCAUUACCAUGGGGGAGAUCGUCCUGAGGGGCAGCAGUAUCAUGAAAGGCUACCUCAAGGAUCAGGAGGCUACAUCAAAGGCAUUUAAAAACGGGUGGUUCCUCACGGGUGAUGUUGGGGUGAUACAUCCUGAUGGGUACUUGGAAAUCAAGGACAGAUCUAAGGACGUGAUCAUCUCCGGCGGCGAAAACAUCAGCAGCGUCGAAGUAGAGUCCAUGCUGUACCGGUAUCCACGGGUGUUGGAGGCGGCAGUGGUGGCAAUGCCGCACCCACGGUGGGGAGAAAGCCCCUGUGCUUUUAUCGCGGUAAAAACCAACGCAGAGGGCAAAAAAGAUGACGUUAAAGAAGCAGAUAUCAUUUCUCACUGCCGUAAAAAUCUUCCCCGCUUCAUGGUACCAAAGAAGGUCGUGUUUUUACCAGAACUGCCAAAAACCUCAACCGGAAAAAUUCAAAAAUUUCAGUUAAGGGCUCAGGCCAAGACUUUCGUAGUCUCCGAGAAUGUUCCUCAGAAGAAGUCUUCUAUACUCCACAUGGAACUUCCGCAGCCUCAUGAGCAGAUUCUUGCAUUGUCUCGUCUUUGAAGUCUGAAGUUUAAAGUUUGAAAUUUGAAGUUGGUGUACUUCGUCUUGGUCUUGCAAUAAAUUUUGUACAUAUCU
Messenger RNA from Rubroshorea leprosula, 1911 nucleotides. NCBI's taxonomy places the organism in Eukaryota, Viridiplantae, Streptophyta, Magnoliopsida, Malvales, Dipterocarpaceae. The record is from the annotation of a GenBank genome assembly.